Messenger RNA from Osmerus eperlanus (European smelt), 5243 nucleotides. It is a transcript of the gene sik2b, whose product is annotated as salt-inducible kinase 2b. Gene Ontology annotation, cellular component: cytoplasm. Gene Ontology annotation, biological process: intracellular signal transduction; protein phosphorylation. The record is from RefSeq and is a predicted model, not a curated record. The transcript is spliced from 15 exons. Bases 371 to 3070 code for a protein of 899 amino acids. Gene Ontology annotation, molecular function: protein serine/threonine kinase activity; ATP binding. NCBI's taxonomy places the organism in Eukaryota, Metazoa, Chordata, Actinopteri, Osmeriformes, Osmeridae.
CGUCAAUACACGUCAACCACAGAACACGAUGCCUCCUGCUAGUCAACUCUUGUACUCCAGCUAAUACAGGCAGCUAGCCUUAGCUGAAAUAUUAUAGCUCUAUUGUAUUGGACACUGUGGAUUGACAGCCCGAAGCAAAAGUAAAUGUAGCUAACAUACGUUACUGCUUGGUCUAGCGGGUCUGGAAAGGGCCGUCAACGCCAAGCUGGCCGGGCGACUAAGAAUUCAACUUUUGUCUAUUUUUGAUAGACACAUUUCAGCGGGCAAUUUGUUUUCUGUUCCUUGUCAUCUGUAGCAGGACUCAAGUGGCGAGUCUGCUGGCUGGUUGUUGAGCUACCUCCUACUCUUCCCCGAGCCCCUCCAGAACAGCAUGGUCAUGGCUGACACUCUCCAAAAACCGAGUCCGGUCCGGGGUCCUGUCCGCGUGGGCUUCUAUGAUAUCGAACGCACCUUAGGAAAGGGAAAUUUCGCGGUCGUGAAGCUUGCCAGACACCGUAUUACCAAGACAGAGGUGGCCAUCAAGAUCAUAGAUAAAACCCAGCUGGACGCAGUGAAUCUGGAGAAGAUCUACAGGGAGGUCCAGAUCAUGAAGAUGUUGGACCACCCUCACAUUAUUAAGCUGUACCAGGUGAUGGAGACUAAGAACAUGCUCUACCUUGUGACGGAGUACGCCAAGAACGGAGAGAUCUUCGACUACCUGGCCAAGCAUGGUCGUCUGAGUGAGUUGGAGUCCAGGAGGAAGUUCUGGCAGAUUCUGUCAGCAGUGGAGUACUGUCACAACAGGAACAUCGUCCACCGUGACCUGAAGGCUGAGAACCUGCUGCUAGACGGACACAUGAACCUCAAGAUAGCAGAUUUUGGCUUUGGGAACUUCUUCCAGCCCGGGGAGCCUCUGUCCACGUGGUGCGGCAGCCCCCCCUACGCCGCCCCAGAGGUCUUCGAGGGCCAGCAGUAUGAGGGCCCACAACUGGACAUCUGGAGCAUGGGCGUGGUCCUCUAUGUGCUGGUGUGCGGUGCACUGCCCUUCGACGGGCCCACUCUGCCUGUGCUGCGCCAACGGGUCCUGGAGGGAAGGUUCCGGAUCCCCUACUUCAUGACUGAAGACUGUGAGCACCUGAUCCGGAGGAUGCUGGUUCUGGACCCGUCCAAGCGGCUGUCUGUGGCCCAGAUCAAGGAGCACAAGUGGAUGGCUCUGGACGUGCCCGUGCAGCGGCCGGUGCUGUACCAGAGGCCCGUGCCGGCGGAGGGCGACGUGGGCGUGGGCGAGUACAGCGAGCAGGUUCUCCGGCUCAUGCACAGCCUGGGCAUCGACCAGCACAAGACCGUGGAGUCUCUCCAGAACAAGAGUUAUAACCACUUUGCAGCCAUCUACUACCUGCUGGUGGAGCGACUGAAGGCUCAUCGCUGCAGCUUCCCCGUGGAGCAGCGCCUCGACGCUCGGCAACGCAGGCCCAGCACCAUUGCCGAGCAGACCGUCGCCAAGUCCACCAGUGGGUCUGGCCAGGUGGGCCUGCUCCCCCAGGGGGUUCGGCUGCUGCGCUCCCCUGCCCUCCCUCCAGCCCCAUCCGAGGCCUUCUCCUUCCCUCAGUCCUCAUGUCCUCCAGAGCAUAGCCUCAUGGUGGAGGACGUGGCUACACCUAAAGUGAACGGCUGUCUGCUGGACCCUCUGCCCCCCACCGUGCUCCGCAAGUCGUCCACCUCGUCUCCCUCCAACAUGAUGGAGACGUCGAUAGACGAGGGCAUCGAGACGGAGGAGCCCGACGCCGAGGACGACCCCGCCCACCUCCUCUCAGCCUAUCAGACGGCUCGCUUCGGCCAGCGCAGGCACACCCUGUCUGAGGUCACUAACCAGCCUGGGGCUGGCAACCAAGGGAAGUUAUUCAGCCUGUGCCACAACCCCUCCCUGGGCAGUGUGGAUUCAGAGUACGACAUGGGCUCCAUGCACAGUGACCUGAGCCUGCUGGAGGACCCCCCCUCCCUCAGCGAGGUGGUACUGCCCAGCCCCGCCCCUCACAUGACCACGCCCUUCCUCAGCGCGCGGCCGCCCAAUCCCGCCAUGCAGGCGCUCAGCUCGCCCCGGAGGGAGGCACACAACCGCUCACCAAUCAGCUUCAGGGAGGGCCGGCGGGCGUCCGACACUUCCCUCACACAAGGUCCGGGCCUGGUGGCGUUCCGUCAGCACCUUCAGAACCUGGCCCGCACCAAGGGCAUCCUGGAGCUGAACAAGCAGCUGUACGAGCAGAUGGACUCUGGAGAUGGGGCUGGCAUGGACCUCCUCAACACACACCAACACCUGCAGCACUUCUUAGAGAGUGAGGCGGCUACACAGCAGGACCAUCUGGGGCUGUUCCAGGGAGGAGGCCACCCCCCCCUGCUGUCACGCAGACAAAGUCUGGAGACACAGUACCUCACACACAGGCUACAGAAGGCCAGUGUCCUGGCCAACAGUCCUGCCAGCUGUCAGCUCUUCUGCAAGGAGACGCCCCGCAGUCUGGAGCAGCAGCUGCAGCAGCACAGGCUGCAUCAGAAGAGGAUGUUCCUCCAGCAGCAGCAGCCUCAGGGCAUGGGCCUCCAGACCUACUUCAACCAGAUGCAGAUCGUGGAGGGGGGCACGUACUCCCCCGGCCCCCCUAUGGCCCAUCAGGACCCCUCAGCGCCCCCCUCCCAGCAGGGGGUCAUGUCCGCAGGCCACCCCCAGGGCCUUGUCCCCUUGAUGGAGCCGGGGGAGGGGCUGGUGUACGACUCCUACCUGGUGGGGCAUUACCCUUCUCACCUGUCCUCGGGCCCCCUUCUGCACCCCCAGUCCCACUCCCACCCCCCCCAGGAGGGCUUGCUGUACGGCUACCCCAGCUGUGAGGCGGUCCUGGGCCCCCCCUCCGCCGAGGCACUUUACCCAGAGCAGUAUGAGUACCCUCUGGACCCCGGGCAGCCUCUCCCCUCUGCCCAGGGAGAGGCCCCCCAGCCUGGGUACGGGGGCCUGGCUGGCCUGCCUGAGAUCCAGGGCUCCCUGCUGGACAGCGAGAUGAUGGAGACGGUGGACUCCACGCACGGCUUCGUCAUGGUCAACUGAGCCGGCGGGACCGAGGCAGGAGACAGACGGCAGUAUUAUCCUGACAACCUACGCAGCAUUAAGUCUCGGGAGAGGGGGAGGGGGAGGGAGAGGGAGAAGUCAUUGUCAAGGUUACAGGGAAGGAAAAGUGUUUUUUUUUUUUUCUUAUUAUUUGUCAAUGCUUACUCUUUCGUUGUAUCGAGUGACACCUGAGAAACCUUUCUACCAAAACCCUACCUCCCUACGUACCCCUCCGCCCUCACCCGCGUCUGGGCACCGCGGCGUCCAGGACCAGGCUGGCUGGCAUGGACGUUGCCUGGGGCAGCUGAUGUCUGUGAGGCUCUUUGGGGACUUUGCACCGCUCGGCAUCUUGACUGCAGCUGCGUGAAGCAGCAGCCGUGAAGAGCUGCAGCCCUUGAAGCUGCAGCAGCUGCAGCCGAGGGCACGGCCUGUUGUCUGGAAGUGUGGACUGUGUGUGGACAGGACCAGUUAGCAGAAGCACAAUGGCAACAGCUUUGCUCUUUGUAAAUGAUAUAGGUAAAGGAAGAAAAAAACACAACUCUCUGGAAAGAGAGAAACCACGAACAAGUGACAAUGUUAUGAUAACGCGCUUAACAAGUGCAGUGUUAGUAGUCGAUAUAUAUUUUUGUGGCAAUAUUGAAGCAAUAUUAUUAAUUCCAUGAGGGAUUGUGGGAGGUUGUCAGCGCCUCUUCACCCGAAUAACCAACUCUGAUUGGAUAGCCGGUUUUAAGGCAGAGGACUCUGAUUGGCCUGGACUCAUCAGUCAAUGUAAUGCACAGUGACAUCCAUGAAGGCGAUGAUGUAAUUAGGAGAUAUUCCACUCUGUCUACCUGCAGCAGAACUCCCAUCUGCAGAGCAGGGUGGAGCCAGUCAGCUGGCCAUGACUGCUAGGCCCCUUCCUCCCCGGCCCCCAUCCUCAUUGAUGGCAAUAACACUGUCUGCUGGGCCUGAGCAGGAAGCUCGGGCCCAGCGGCGGUUCAAUCAUCCACAUUAGCUAGUCAGCCACAUCAGAAGGGAUGUGUGAAGCCAACCUUUUAGAUAACUGUCACUAGUUUGCAAAUCACAACAGUGUGGGAAGUCAGCAAUUGUAUCUUUACUAGUCGGUUUGAAGCAACUAGCAGCUGAGGCUGAGCGAUAAUGGCAUGAUGAUGACUGGCUGAAACUGUCGGGAUGCAUACAUCUAGAGAUAGGCAUGCAGUACAUUGGGUGGUUUGGGGUUGGUUUUAGGGAGUGUGCAUGACAUUGAAUAGAAAAAAAAAAAAAGGUAAAGGUUUUCCAUUUUCCAAUAAUAUGUACAUAUUGUAUUGUGUUCUGCUCAGUGUGAACACUAGUGGUUCAUCUCCUGGUAGCAUCCUCGCCUCCAAUGUUGUGUGAAAUCUAAACUCAAUGGUGUUGAUGAGAAGUCGUGUGAUUCCAGUGAAGCCGAGUUUUGUGAAGGAGUGUCUCUCUCCGCGCUGCGCUAGGCCGUCACACCCGGCCGUCAUAGCCAGCCCUGGACCCUGAUUGGUGGAUGGAAACGCUGGCUCACCAGGGGCGACCUACAGCAGGCCACGUUAGACAGAUGUCACACACACAGCACUUGGGCUAACUUUGAAUCUACUUGAAGCGCAAAGGUCUUUGUCACAAACACACACACACACAAAUCUAGGUAAAAUAAUAAAGCCUGAAAUGUAGCAGGAGAGAGUCUAGACCAAAGUAGAUCUAGUGGUUCAGGUAACCAGGAGGAGUCAGGGACAAGGGGCCAGAGACCGUGGUUGGUCAUGGUCGCCAAAGCGAGACCAGGCAGGAGUGUGUUUGUGGUCAUCCACACCGAUGACCACUCUACUGGAACGGCUGCAGGCGGUGAAUACUGGAGCACUUUUGACUUGGAGGUGAAAAGAUGAAGUGAGAGAAGGGAGGAUGAAGAUGAGAAGGGAUGAGUUUAUCCAAGGCUCUGAAUAGUCUCAGGAUGCGUCCUUCAUCCCUUCCAUGGGCUAGUGUCUGGUCAGUGUGGGGGUGGAAGCAUAUGCUCCUCCACACAGCUGACGCAAAUUCAAGACUCGCUCGAUGAGAGGGUGAGAAGGAGGAAGAAUACAUUCUGGGACUAUUGAAGAAGGCCCUAGAUGGCUUGUUUUUUAAUUCAACUUGAUAAGAAAAUUGUCUCAUCUUUCUCCCCCAACCCCCCCCCCCCACA